Messenger RNA from Trypanosoma conorhini, 435 nucleotides. RefSeq lists its product as uncharacterized. The coding region runs from base 1 to 435 and encodes 144 amino acids. The transcript has a single exon. Lineage: Eukaryota; Euglenozoa; Kinetoplastea; Trypanosomatida; Trypanosomatidae. The record is from RefSeq and is a predicted model, not a curated record.
AUGAGUGAGCAGCGAAUGAAAAAGAAUAUCGAGAAAGAACAUCUGAGUCCGACCGUUCCCUCCUCACCGCCGUGCAAAGCACUCAUUUCAAGCUGCACGGGCACCAACGAGUUGCUCUGCGGUCGGGUGACGUGCGAGAAGCAAAUUUGCACUUCCCUGUUGUCCACGGGCGUGAUGAAAUUGCUAUGUUGCUACUAUUGGAAGACGAGUCUGAACCCUGAUGCAUUGCUGUUGUACGGCACUGAAAAACGCGAUGGAAGGAGCGGGCCUUGCGCCCCUCGUGCCGCACCCCUUGAGACGCCUCUUCUCUCUUCGUGCCCCCGCGGGCUGGCUGGCUGGCUGGAAGGAACGUGGCAGGCUGCGGAGGGCUGCAACCCCAUCCCUCCGGCGGUUCAACAACAUGAUCCAAGAGAGUGCGGCGCGCGUCGGCGGUAG